UUGGAUUGUGUUCCUUGUCAAUUUCUCGAUUCUCCCCUCCUGGUCUUUCUGCGUUUCUCACUGAAAUUUUAACCAUGACACGCAGUGGUAGAUUGAGGGACGAUACGGUUGUAUGUUGAGUGCUGUGUCGGCUUCUCGCGAAGUUAAUCCUCUCAAAUGAAAAGGGAACAAUAGUUGGUGUAACGAGUGAAAUCACAUCAGUGUCGAUUACCGGUGUCACGUAUCAAUUGGUCAGUCAUUUAUCAAAUUUGUGAAUAAAAAAUUACGGGAGUGUGGAAUGUCGCAACGUGAGAGUUUAUCGAUAAACAUUUUGAGAAUUUCAUAAAAUACAAACAACAUUGGAGCGAACAAUGCCUGCCUUGUUCCUGGCGCGUCUGCCAGUACCCAAUUUUCGAAUUUACACAACACUCAGCAUUGCAAUACUCUCGUGUUCGGUUUACUAUGCAGCACAGAUUGUGAAAGACCCAGCAUGGAGGACAAAUCAUACGAGUAUUGUUGUGAGGGAUGAGAAUUCAACGGAUAGCAUCAAUCCCACUGAUUCGAGAUCGCCGGGACUUCAUUUAAAAGAACUACUCGCCUGCAUGAUUCAGGAGCCCAUUUGCUUUUGGCCGCUGAUGAAUAUGGCGUACUGCGCUCUGAUUCUUCUGGGAAAGACCAUUCAGAAGCUAGUGUUCGGUGAACUCCGAGCCUCCGAAAGACAACACCUGAAGGAUAAAUUUGGCAAUUUCAUUUUCUAUAAAUUCAUAUUUGUCUUCGGUGUUCUCAAUGUACAGUAUGCGGAUGAGGUGGUGUUGUGGUGGGCCUGGUUCACUGCACUUGGCUUUCUCGGGCUCUUGAGUCAAUUGUCGAAGGAUCGAUUCGUAUAUCUAUCAUUUUCACCGACGACACCAGGUUGGAGUCAUGCACGUCUGUUGGGUUUACUCGGCGCAAUCCUGGGGCUGUCCUUGUUCAUGUUUCUACUAUCGACUGCUGCAGCCUUUUUUUUCGUGUCCUUCAACACUUAUGCGUUUAUGGCGGCCGAGUGCAUAUUGCUGGCAGUUAGAACAAUUCAUGUGAUUCUGAGAUAUGCCAUACACCUUUAUGACACGAGAUCAUCGCCUCGUUCAUCAGAAAAAAGGGGACCUCUUGCCUAUUAUACCGAAUUACUGUGCGAAUUGACGGUACUUGCUGUUGACUUUCUUCAUCAUAUACACAUGCUACUCUGGAGUAAUAUUCUACUGAGUAUGGCAUCUCUGGUGAUAUGCAUGCAAUUGAGGUACCUGUUCCACGAAAUUCAGCGGAGAAUUACGAAACACAGGAAUUAUCUAGCGGUAUUGAGUCACAUGGAACAAAAUUACCCAAUGGCAGAGCCCGAAGAGUUGGCUGAGAACUCAGACAACUGUGCAAUAUGCUGGGAAAAAAUGGAAUCAGCAAGAAAAUUACCCUGUAGCCAUUUGUUUCAUAAUUCUUGUUUGCAAUCAUGGCUCGAGCAGGAUACCUCAUGCCCAACUUGCAGACUAGUUUUAAGCAUGCAAGCCAAUCGUCGUGACAAUGCAACUGAGUUAAGACCAGAGUUGCCAGAGUCACAGACGUCUGUUGGCAGAAAUGAUAAUCAUUUCUUUCAUUUCGAUGGAUCGAGAUAUGUCUCUUGGUUACCGAGUUUUUCAGUGGAAGUUACACAUAAUAGGCUGCGGGGUGAUAUAUUAACUCUGGCACAUAGCAAUUCUCAAUUGGAUGCUAUGGCAAGACACGUACAACAGUUGUUCCCACACUAUCCGAGGAAUGUGGUACUGGAAGAUUUGAGAGUGACGAGAUCCGUUGAAUUGACUGUAGAGAAUAUUUUAGACGGACGCUUGUUGUUACCUCAUCAUGUUUUGGGUGAAUUGGAAACUGAACAAGUCACAUCAACUCCACAGGUGACAAAUCACAUAUUGCCCACUUCAUUGCCUCAAAAACCUUGGGAUCCAAAAAUUGACAUACCAGUUGCUGACAACAGUGAUGAAUCAUCACCGAUUGGUGGUCGUUUCUCAAAAUGUUCGACGGAACGUGAACGUAUUCUACAGCGUCGUAAGGAGCACAUGCUAAUGACAGCGCGACGAAAGUACGUUGAGAAACAGAGAAAAUCUGAGAUUGAGAGAAAAACAUCAAACGCUCACGAUUUGAGGUCUUAAAGACCCUCUGGGCAAAUAUUUUACUCAAGCUAAACAUAAAAAAAUCACUGACUAUUUUGAACAUAAGCUUAACAACUUUUUCGUCGACUGAAUGGUCUCUGCAGGUAUUUUGAAGAAGAUAAAAUUAGUUGAAUGAGUGAGAUUAUUCAGAGCUGCAUGUUGUUUUUCUUUGACGAGUGAUGUUUGUUUAUUUUUUUUUGUUUUGGUCCCCUUUCUCAAUUACAUCAUUAUCAGGACUAGAGAGAAAUCGAAGAGAAGUGGAUCUGUAAAGAUUAAUCUGACGUGCGUGUCGUUGAGUCAUCGAGCAUAUCUGAAUUCAAAUGUUCACACUAGUGGUCAUCAAAUUUUACUGACCGAAGUCAUGAGAAUCAUGUCACUGGUGUAUCGACGAUGAGAUCAUGAACAGAUUCACGGUAAAGUCAGAAUAUUAUUCGUCGAUAAGGAUGAAGGCAAAGGCGGCUGUGUUUUUGCGCAAUGUUAUACUUAAAAGCAAAUUUGAAAUGUUUAAAACCAGUGCGAAGUCCACACGGACUGCUAGAAUAUACGAUUUUCUUUUUAACGAGAAAAAAAAAGUGAAUAAGAAUGAGUUGUUCAGCAUAAGUAAAGAUUUUAAAUCCAUAUAUGUCCAAACGAGGGAAUCCAAUCCCGUGGAGAGACACUGGAUUAACAAUCAAAUUAGAAAUUCAAUGAUUUCAAAUGUUUGAUACGCUUCUCAAAAGCUCAGAUCAUAAAAUUAAAUUCCUAUGUCCGAUUUGACAAUAACACCGACUGGCAAUUUGCAUAAUUGCACGAAAAAAAAUGUUUUUUUUUGUGCUAGAUUACACUUAGUUCAAAUAGUUUUCAUACAUAAUAAAACCGUUCCAUUAUCAUGUGCCAAGAUCCAAUGAAUGAACCUCUUACAUCUGAAGAGGGGAAUGUCCUUACACGAUAGGAGUGUUGGUAGAUAAAAGUCGGUGUUUUUAAUUGUAAUCAUCUCUAUCAUUCACUUGAAAUACUAUAUCUUAUAUUUAUCUUGAUCUUACUAUCUAUAUUUACGCGUUAAUUAUUCAUUUGCCAAGUAAAUUUUUCGCUAGUCUUCAAAACAGCUGAGAAUACUGCUAACAGGUAAUUUUUCUUUAAAUCUUUCACUGGAAUUUUGAGGAAGAAUUAGGGUAUGUAUACAGGCGACUGUACUUUAAGUCCGGUUGAAAAAAUUUUGACAGUGUUUAGGCGAAAAUAAAAAUGAGUUUGCAACAUCCACUUGUGGAUUUUAUAAAAAAUGGGCGAUGUUCACGGAUGAUAUAGAAAACUGGAAUUUCUUAUAAAUGAAAGAACUAAGUAUUACCCAAUCUAAUGGUUUGAUAUUGAUUUUAGUGAAAAAUGCGAAAGCUCAAAAUGCCACGUGCGACAUUUUUAACGUCUGCUGGGGCUUUCAGCUUUUUCCUAGAUUGCUUCAUGUGAUAUAAUCCAAGUUUGCAUACACGUCAAUGCACAUUAAAUUAAACUGUUUAAAAAAAAAUAAAAAGAAGGGAUGAGAAACUAAAAACAAACAAGGGGACUCAUCUGCUAUGCGAGUGUUGAAUAUAAUUUUGUCUUUGAUGGUAAUUAUUUUUCAAUAACGAGUGAACUUGUAUCGAGACAUUAUCAUUGUGAGAGGUAUGAGUACUCGUGAAUUAUUGAAGGAAAGAAAUGAGUGAACUAAUAUUUGAAUUAUACUAAGAACGUUGGGUGAUCUGUGCUAGUUAUCGACUCGCGAUUACAUUUGUUAUUUUGGAUGACUGACUUGGAGUAAUUACUUUGAACUGCAUUAUCACGAAUGUGCAGUGAAAAAUGUAGUUAUCGGUUUAAUGCAAAAUGUGCUCAGCCAUUCAAUUUCUGCCUCUCCUUUUUUUUCCCAUCAAGUUGGUCAAUAACUAGCACAAACUCGACGAAAUUGAUAUCAAAGUAGAUUACUCUUUUUUUUUUGUUCAGUGACAAACAUUUCGAGUAAUUUUAAUUGUAGUAUUAGUUGAAAAUAUUUAUUUCUUAGGAUUAUAAAGUGACCACAAGGGUAUAAGAUUAAAAAUUGUGUGAACAUUAUGUUGUGUAUGACAAUGAGGCGUGUGUUUAUCUUAGCAUUUUUCACGGUCACUAUAGCGUGUGUCAUACUUACAGAUACGUUUAUUCUCCUGGAGAUAGUUCAGCAGUUUUCCCUCCAAUUUUUCCCAUUUUUUAAAAUUAUUUUCGCGUUGAAAAGUUUAAUAUAUUUUUUUUCUUUAAUUCGUUCAGUUUUUAACGAUUUGUUCUAUGAGUUUAAUGAGCCAACAUAUAAAACAUGUAAAACGCAAAUGACUGGUUAAAAUAAAGAGUGAGGAAGUGCUCUGUUCACUGUGAAUUUAAUAAAUAAAACAGCAGUCAAAGGAUAAUGUUAACAUUUA
This is a messenger RNA of Fopius arisanus, 4546 nucleotides long. Its product is annotated as E3 ubiquitin-protein ligase AMFR. The record is from RefSeq and is a predicted model, not a curated record. Gene Ontology annotation, molecular function: ubiquitin protein ligase activity; ubiquitin binding. NCBI's taxonomy places the organism in Eukaryota, Metazoa, Arthropoda, Insecta, Hymenoptera, Braconidae. The transcript has 7 exons. Gene Ontology annotation, cellular component: ubiquitin ligase complex; cytosol; endoplasmic reticulum. The coding region runs from base 351 to 2150 and encodes 599 amino acids. Gene Ontology annotation, biological process: endoplasmic reticulum unfolded protein response; protein K48-linked ubiquitination; ubiquitin-dependent protein catabolic process.